UAGCACCCAUCAGUUGCUUACCAAGGCACCUUCAGGCUGCACCCUGCAGGAGAAAUCUCUUCCACGGCCCCUACUGUGACCAUAGCAACAUGGAUUUAAGGCUUUGCUGUGCCUGGAUUUCCAUCCUCCUCCUCCUGCCCAGCCUCUCAGAUGGAGGGAAGCUCCUGGUGGUGCCCAUGGUGGGAAGCCACUGGCUGAGCAUGCAGGAGGUGGUGGAGGAGCUGAGCCGGAGAGGACACGAGGUGGUGGUGCUGGUUCCUGAGGUGAGCUGGCAGAUGGAGACGACGCAGGCCUACAAGGUGGUCACGUACCCGGUGAGACAGACCCUGGAAGAGCUGGAUAAUGCUUUCCGAGAAUACGUUGUUGUACAUCUGAUGAAGAAGCCUUUCCCCCUCAAUGCCCUGGCAUUGUACAAAGCCUCAGUGCACGUGUUCAGCACCUUCCUUGGUCAGUGCACGGACCUGUUCCGCAGCCCGGAGACCCUGAAGUUCCUCAACCAAAGCGGCUUUGAUGCCAUCCUGACAGAUCCGUUCUUCAUGUGUGGGGCCAUUCUCGCCCACCAUCUCUCCCUUCCCUUUGUGUUCUUCAUGAGGGGAUUGCCUUGCAACCUGCACUUUUCAGCCCCACAGAGCCCGAGCCCUAUGUCCUAUGUCCCAAGAACCUUCAGCUUCAACUCGGACCGCAUGACUUUUUUCCAGCGGGUGGAAAACGCCCUGAUUUCCCUCCUGGAACUUGACUACUGCAACGGUCUCUAUGCAGAAGCACUUAAGCUUUCCUCAGAAGUUCUUCAGAGGGAUUUGUCUCUCACAGACCUCGUGAACUCUGCAGCUGUUUCGAUCAUGAGAUUUGACUUUGUGUUCGAGUACGUCAGGCCAGUGAUGCCCAACAUGGUCUUUAUUGGAGGGAUCAACUGUGCUAAGAGGAAACCACUGCCUCAGGUAGAAAGAUUCUGGUGGUACCUCAAGAUGGAAAUCAUUGGCUCAGCAUGCGCCCAGUGGUGGAGAAACUGCAGCAGAAGGGACACGAAGUUGUUGUGGUUGUACCCCCUACCAGUCUGUAUAUGAAGUCAAAGGAGCCUCAGAAUUACACAGUGAAAGUGUAUCCAAUAUCUUACACCGAUGAAUACUUGGGUGAAAUGCUCAAGACCUUUGUUAAUGCCCAUUUUAUUGAACAAUCUGUUUGGAAUGUUGUUCUUACCUCGUACAAAAGCACGAUAGAAAUCUCCUCAGUCUUCUUCACCAACUGCAAGAGCCUUCUGCAGAACGAGGAGGUGAUGCAGUACUUGAAAGAGAGCAAAUUCGACGUGGUUUUCACAGAUCCCAUCCUGAUGUGUGGGCCCCUGGUGGCUGAGUAUCUUUCCGUUCCUUCCGUCUACUUCCUGCGGGGCUUUCCCUGUGGAAUGGAUUCUGCUGCUACCCAGUGUCCAA
Molecule: messenger RNA, 1427 nt
Organism: Oenanthe melanoleuca
Lineage: Eukaryota; Metazoa; Chordata; Aves; Passeriformes; Muscicapidae
Product: UDP-glucuronosyltransferase 1A1-like
Exons: 2
Coding region: 90-1064 (324 amino acids)
Molecular function (GO): UDP-glycosyltransferase activity
Source: RefSeq, a predicted model, not a curated record